AUGGUGCGUGCAAUAGUAAGUGACGUAAUGAUGUAUCUUCUUAGAAGAAGUGCACUGGAGAUAUUUAUGGUGGACCGUUCCAACUUCUUCUUUGACUUCGGGAGUAGAGAAGGGCGAAGAAAUGCAUAUCAAGCAAUUGUUCAUGCACGACCUCUGUAUUUAAACAAUAUAUAUUUAGCUACUCAGAGACCUGGACAACUUUUGAAAAGAACCCAACUUAUGGAGCGUUGGGCAAGGUGGGAGAUUAGUAAUUUUGAGUAUCUAAUGCAACUCAAUACAUUGGCUGGGCGUAGUUAUAACGAUAUAACCCAGUAUCCAGUUUUCCCCUGGAUUCUUUCUGAUUACAGUUCAGAGAGCUUGGAUCUUUCUAAUCCUUAUUCUUACCGGGAUCUUUCAAAGCCUAUUGGAGCACUGAACCCAGAUCGCCUUAAAAAAUUUCAAGAGAGAUACUCCAGCUUCGAUGACCCAGUCAUUCCUAAAUUCCACUAUGGAUCGCACUACUCAAGUGCUGGAACAGUUUUGUAUUAUCUUGUUAGGGUCGAACCAUUCACUACUCUUGCAAUCAAACUACAAGGCGGAAAAUUUGAUCAUGCAGAUCGAAUGUUUUCUGAUAUUUCUGCUACAUGGAAUGGAGUUCUUGAGGACAUGAGUGAUGUGAAGGAAUUGGUUCCUGAGCUAUUUUACCUCCCGGAGGUCCUCACAAAUGAAAAUUCAAUUGAUUUUGGCACAACACAAUUGGGAGGAAAGCUCGAUACUGUAAAACUUCCUACUUGGGCUGAGAGUCCAGUUGAUUUUGUGCAUAAGCAUAGGAUGGCUCUGGAGAGCGAGUAUGUAUCUGCUAAUUUGCAUGAGUGGAUUGAUCUCAUAUUUGGGUAUAAACAACAGGGCAAAGAGGCUAUUGCAGCAAAUAAUGUUUUCUUUUACAUUACCUAUGAAGGGACAGUGGAUAUUGAUAAAAUAUUUGACCCAGUGCAACAGCAUGCCACACAAGAUCAGAUUGCUUAUUUUGGACAAACACCAUCCCAACUUCUUACUAUUCCACACUUGAAGAAGAAACCGCUAUCAGAAGUUCUGCAUUUGCAGACAAUAUUCCGCAACCCAAAAGCAGUCAAGCCAUAUGCCGUCCCAUCCCCUGAAAACUGCAAUCUACCAGCAGCUGCUAUCCAUGCGUCUUCAGAUAUGGUUGUGGUUGUUGGUUUGAAUGCACCAGCAGCUCAUAUUGCACAGCACAAGUGGCAACCCAAUACACCUGAUGGCCAGGGUACACCAUUCCUCUUUCACCAUGGAAAAGCUACGUCGGGCUCUUCUGGUGGGAUUAUACGCAUGUUAAAAGGUCCUACUGGGACUGGUGAAGAGUGGCAAUAUCCCCAAGCAUUGGCUUUUGCUGUUUCUGGACUUAGAAGCCAGGCUAUUGUCUCUAUAACAUGUGACAAAGAAAUUAUUACUGGUGGGCAUGCUGAUAAUAGUAUUAGGUUAAUAUCUUCAGAUGGAGCUAAAACCUUGGAAACAGCCUAUGCACACUGUGCUCCUGUAACUUGCAUUGGUCUUUCACCCAAUAGUGACUACCUGGUGACAGGUUCCCGAGAUACAACAGUAUUACUCUGGAGAAUACAUAGGGCUCUUGCAUCGCAUUCAAGUGUCAUAUCAGAAUCUUCUACUGGGACUGGCACUGGCACGCCUUCAACCAGCAGUAGUUCUUCAUCACAUUUGUUGAUAGAAAAGAAUCGGAGACGCCAUAUUGAGGGCCCUAUACAGGUACUUAGGGGCCACCAGAGUGAAAUACUCAGUUGUUGUGUUAACUCAGAUCUUCGAAUGGUUGUUUCAUGCUCCCACUCAUCAGAUGUUCUCCUGCACUCUAUAAGAAAGGGACGUUUAGUCAGAAGGCUGGAUGGUGUGGUGGCUCACACCGUCUCCCUUUCUUCUGAAGGGGUUGUUAUGGCUUGGAAUGAAUCAAAGCAUAUUCUCAGUACCUUUACUCUUAAUGGUGUUCUGAUUGCAAAAACAGAACUAUCUUUCUCUAGCAGCAUUAGCUGUAUGGAAAUUUCUCUUGAUGGAAGGAGUGCUUUGAUUGGAAUUAACUCUCAAGAAAAUGGCAGAGCCUACAAUAACAGUUGGAAUUCGCAAUCCAGUAAGUCAAGUAAUGAAGAUUUUUAUUCAGACUCAGAAGAAACUCACGAUAGCAACAGAAUAAAUACUCCAUCACCAUCAAUCUGCUUCUUGGAUUUGCACACUUUGGAGGUAUUUCAUGUGUUGAAGCUGAAAGAAGGACAGAAUAUCACAGCUCUUGCUCUAAAUAAGGAUAACACAAAUCUUUUGGUUUCAACUUCGGAUAAACAAUUGAUUAUCUUUACUGAUCCAGCUUUGAGCUUGAAAGUGGUAGAUCAAAUGCUCAAGCUUGGUUGGGAAGGUGACGGGCUUAAGCACCUCAUAAAAUGA
Messenger RNA from Sphenostylis stenocarpa, 2436 nucleotides. NCBI's taxonomy places the organism in Eukaryota, Viridiplantae, Streptophyta, Magnoliopsida, Fabales, Fabaceae. The record is from the annotation of a GenBank genome assembly.